CUGGAGGCGAGGGAGGCGAGAGAGGAGGAGCGGGGCGCGCAUGUCGCGGACAGCGGCGACGGCGAGCGCGCGCGGCGGAGGACGGCGCGCGAGUCCUCACUCGGCCUCACGCGGCCCGAGGCCCGCCGCCCGCCGCCCAGCGCUGACGCAACCCGCGCCGCCGCGCCCUCGCCCUCACCCUCACCCGCCACACACACCACCACCUCCCGGACCUCCACCCGGGCGGCACCACGACCACGGCUCAAUGUGACGAGCGGUCUACUUGGAGGGAACGAUCACGUGUGCCUGAACUUGGGGAUUCAAAUUCUUUAUUACUUCGCUAUCGUUUUAGCGACUGACUUAUCUUCAUCACAUUACAAGCCUUUUUAUUGUAAUUUUAGUUUGUAA
Molecule: messenger RNA, 387 nt
Organism: Danaus chrysippus (African queen)
Lineage: Eukaryota; Metazoa; Arthropoda; Insecta; Lepidoptera; Nymphalidae
Source: the annotation of a GenBank genome assembly